Molecule: messenger RNA, 1674 nt
Organism: Rhagoletis zephyria (snowberry fruit fly)
Lineage: Eukaryota; Metazoa; Arthropoda; Insecta; Diptera; Tephritidae
Source: RefSeq, a predicted model, not a curated record
AUGUACGCUCCACAGCCGCAGAUUCUCGUGCUCAAGGAUUCGAUCAGACGCGAGUCCGGCCGCAAGGUGCAGCUUGAAAAUGUGAAGGCCGCCAAGGCGAUUGCCGACGUCAUUCGCACCAGUCUCGGGCCCCGUGCUAUGCUUAAGAUGCUAAUGAACCCGAUGGGUAGCAUUGUCAUGACCAACGAUGGUAAUGCCAUUUUGCGGGAGAUCACCGUGAAGCACCCCGCUGCUAAGACCAUGAUCGAGAUCAGCCGCACUCAGGACGAGGAAGUCGGUGACGGCACCACCUCGGUCAUCAUUCUCGCCGGCGAAUUUCUCUCCCUCGCGCAGCAGUUUCUCGAGCAAAACAUUCACCCGACUGUGAUUGUUUCUGCCUACCGACAGGCGCUGGACGACGCGCUGGUCAUUCUCAAGGAGAAGGUGGCCAUCUCCAUUGACAUCACCAAUGAUGAGAAGAUUCUCGAGCUGGUGCGCAGCUGCAUUGGCACCAAGAUUCUCGGCAAGCUGGGCGACUUUGCCUGCCAGCUUGCUCUUGAUGCCGUCAAAACGGUUUUCAUUGAGGAAAACGGCCGCAAGGAGAUUGACAUCAAGAAGUACGCUCGAGUGGAGAAGAUCCCCGGCGCUUCGAUUGAAGAGUCAACCGUCCUCGACGGCAUCCUGCUCAACAAAGACGUCAUUCAUGCCAACAUGAGAAGACGCAUUGAGAACCCGCGAAUUCUCCUGCUCGACUGUGGCCUCGAGUACAAGAAGGGCGAAAGUCAGACUGACGUUGAGAUCACCAACGAGGCGGACUUUACGCGAAUGCUCGAGAUUGAGGAGGAGUUCAUUCAGAAGAUGUGCGAUGACAUUGUCCGCUUCAAGCCUGACCUGGUCAUCACCGAGAAGGGCGUCUCUGACUUGGCGCAGCACUACCUGGCCAAGGCCAACAUCUCCGUGAUUCGCCGCGUGAAGAAGACGGACAACAACCGCGUCUCGCGCGCCACCGGCGCCAACAUUGUCUUCCGCACUGAGGAGAUUCGCGAGGAGGACAUUGGCAAUGGCUGCGGCCUCUUUGAGGUCCAGAAGAUUGGCGAUGAGUACUUUACCUACCUGGUGAAGUGCAAGAACCCCAAGGCGUGCACCAUUGUGCUGCGAGGCGCCAGCAAGGACAUGCUGAACGAGGUGGAGCGCAACCUGCAGGACGCCAUGUGCGUCGCCCGGAACAUGCUCCUCGACCCGUACGUUCUGCCGGGCGGCGGCGCCGUGGAGAUGGCCGUGGGCAAGCUACUUAACGAGAAGGCCAAGUCCAUCAAGGGCGUCCACCAGUGGCCGUACCGGCAGGUGGCGAAGGCGCUGGAGGUCAUUCCCCGGACGCUCAUUCAGAACUGUGGCGGCGACAGUAUUCGCACUCUGACCGCUCUGCGGGCAAAGCAUGCCGCCAGCGAGGACAACAAGAACUGGGGCAUUGACGGCGAGAAGGGCGGCAUUGUGGACAUGACCAAGCUGGGCGUCUGGGAGCCGCUGGUCGUCAAGUCGCAGGCCUACAAAACUGCUAUUGAGACUGCAAUACUCUUGCUGAGAAUCGAUGACAUCGUCUCGGGAUCAAAGAAGCGCGAGCAGUUUGAGAAGGAGCAGCACGCUGAGCGCAACAUGCAGGCUAUGCCCACUGAGGAGUCGAUGAAGAAUGAGUAG